Cokeromyces recurvatus is the source of this 1916-nucleotide messenger RNA. RefSeq names its product major facilitator superfamily domain-containing protein. Gene Ontology annotation, molecular function: transmembrane transporter activity. NCBI's taxonomy places the organism in Eukaryota, Fungi, Mucoromycota, Mucoromycetes, Mucorales, Mucoraceae. Bases 132 to 1691 code for a protein of 519 amino acids. Gene Ontology annotation, biological process: transmembrane transport. The transcript is spliced from 5 exons. The record is from RefSeq and is a predicted model, not a curated record.
AAAAAAAAAAAAAUAGUAGUAGUGUGUGACUGAAAAUAAUAUAAAAUGCAUUAAUCUUUUUUAUUUAUUUUUUUUUUUUAAAUUGGAAAUUUUUUGAUCUCUCUAUUAUUUUCUUUUUCUUACGUUGAAGGAUGUCAGAAAAAGUAGAAGCAAAAUGGAAAAGCGUAAUUAAAUCAAGGUUGUUGAUUAAGCCGCCUGUCGAUUCAGAUCCUCGAAAUCUUAGUCGAACUAUGAAAGGGAUUAUGUUAGUCGGUAUUAGCUUAUGUGCAAGUACUUCAGGCUUCUCUAGUACAAUUUAUUUUCCUGGGUUACCCGAUGUAACCGUAGAUUUACAUGCACCCUCUAUAGCAACUACUUUGACAGCUGCUUUGUUUGUUUUGGCAAUGGGUAUUACGCCUAUCUUUUGGGCCUCUGCUUCUGAUCAUUUUCAAAUGAGACGUUUCCCUCUUAUGCUUUCAAUUCUCAUUUUUGGUGCUUCUUCAAUUGGCUGCGCUUUUGUUAAUAAUAUUUGGGCUUUAAUUGUUCUUAGAUGUGUUCAGUCUGUAGGCUCAUCCUGUGGCCAAUCUGUAGGAGCAGGUUCCAUUGCAGAUUGUUAUCCGAUUGAACAAAGAGGUACAGCAUUUGGUAAAUACUUUUUUGGCGUAUUUAUUGGCCCUUUAUUAGGCCCAAUCAUAGGUGGGUUCUUAAUUAUGAGCCCUCUUUCAUGGCGUGCUACCUUCUGGUUUUGCUUUGCUUUUGCUCUAGCCAUUUUUGGCUAUUUAUUUUUUUUCUUUCCUGAAACAUAUCGAGUCAAUGACAAGUUUGAUUUACAAUUACCAGUUGUUAAUAACAACAGUAGUGAUCCUAAUUUAACUAUCACGUACAAUAACGACAAUUCUCCUUCUCGAAGCAGUAGCUCUACAUUAAAUCAAGUCACUACACAACAAGAUAAAAUAAUGACACAAGAAGAACUUAAUAGAUCAAAGAAUACAAUUAAUGAAAAGACAACAAUUGCACCACCUACUAACAAGCGUAUGAAUCCUAUUGCUCCCUUUUUAUUAUUACGACAUCCUUUCAUUUUUUUGGCGUCUUUUAUUUCAGGUAUUGCUUUUGGUUGUAUGUUUGCUGUAGAAACUAUGCUUCCUGAUUUAUUCGAGCAGCAUUAUGGAUUUAAUGCAUGGCAAACAGGUCUGAGUUAUCUUGGGGCAGGUAUUGGCAAUCUUAUAGGCUCCAUAGUAAAUAGUAUGCUUUCUGAUCGACUUUUACUUCGUGCACGUCGUCUUCGUGGUGGUCAAAAGAAAUGUGAGGAUCGCUUAAGUGAGAACCUUUGGCCUGCUGGUUUAAUUUGUAUACCACUUGGGAUUUUACUUUUCGGAUGGUGUGUUUCACGUAAUCUUAGUGUGUGGGGGGCUAUUAUUGGUUUUGGUAUUCAGACGUUUGGUAUGAAUCAAAUCAUGACAGCUACCUCUGCUUAUCUUGUGGAUGCCAUGCCUAGUAAUGGCGCCUCUGCUACAGCGGCUGCUAAUUUCGUACGUAUGCUUAUGGCCUGUGUCUUGACGUUAGUCGUUAACCCUUUGGUGGGGGCUAUUGGUCCUGGUUAUACAUGUGUCCUUUUAGCUGCAUUAGCCUACGUCGGUAAUAUAUGUCUUGUAAUACUUAAAUGGAAAGGUGAAGCACUUCGAAGAUGGAGUGGUUUUGAUUGCUCUAGUUAAACAAAAAUAAUACACAAUAUGCCCCACCCCUCUCCCUUCUCUCCCUUAAUUAUAUACAUUAAUAACUUUUUUUUUGUUUCAUGUUAGAUAUUAUUCCUUUACAUAGACUACAUAUUUACAAUACAUUUAUCUAUUUUUGUCCUAAAUUACUUUUACUUAUUAUAUAUUUAUAUAUAUAUAUUUUUUGUUAAUACAAUAAAAAAUAAAGUAUACAUAUUCUAUAUU